Molecule: messenger RNA, 1125 nt
Organism: Ceratosolen solmsi marchali
Lineage: Eukaryota; Metazoa; Arthropoda; Insecta; Hymenoptera; Agaonidae
Gene: Gar1
Product: Gar1 ribonucleoprotein
Exons: 4
Coding region: 177-920 (247 amino acids)
Biological process (GO): snoRNA guided rRNA pseudouridine synthesis; ribosome biogenesis
Cellular component (GO): box H/ACA snoRNP complex
Molecular function (GO): box H/ACA snoRNA binding
Source: RefSeq, a predicted model, not a curated record
UUUUCAUAGACUCGCGGGCUGUGUGAUAUAACCUUUAUGAACUUACACUGUUCGUUUUGAAAAAACAUUCCAUUUAGUUACUGUUUUGGUUAUGUUUAGUGUCACAGCAGCAUAUACUUAGCGGCGUUGAAAGUUAAUUUUUCCCUCGAUCUGUAUUAAGAUAAUUCUAUUAUAACAUGUCAUAUCGCGGUCGUGGAGGAGGAGGUGGAGACUUUCGAAAUGGACGUGGAGGUGGUUCACGCGGUGGUCGAGGAGCAGGUGGAGAUCGAAGACCAAAAUUUGCUUAUGGUCCACCAGAAGAAAUAACUUCUUUAUGUCAUUCCGAAUGGGCAGUUCAAGAUGACCUUGUAGGCAAAGUUGAUAUAGAACAUGUUCCUUACUUUAAUGCACCAAUUUAUACAGAAAACAAACAACAAAUAGGAAAGAUAGAUGAAAUAUUUGGAAAUAUUAGGGAUUUUUAUGUCUCUAUUAAAUUAUCCGAGAAUAUCAAGGCUUCAAGUUUUGAGAAAAAUACAAAGUUAUAUAUAGAUCCAGCAAAACUUUUACCCCUUGAAAGGUUUCUUCCAAAACCGCCUGGUUCAGAACGACGUGGAGGACGAAGUGGAGGUCGCGGAGGUUCAAGAGGUGGUGGUGGUGGUCGUGGCGGCGGCUUUGGGGGCUUUAGAAGUGGCGGAAAUUUCAGAGGUAGAGGCGGCGGAGGUGGAGGAUUUGGCGGCGGCGGCAGAGGAAACGGAUUUGGCGGCGGCAGAGGAAACGGUUUUGGAGGCAGAGGCGGUGGCGGUGGUGGAUUCCGAAGUGGUCGAGGAGGGUAUGGCGGUGGCGGUGGUGGCGGCGGAGGAGGAGGAGGAGGAGGAGGAGGAGGAGGAGGAGGAGGAGGAGGAGGAGGAGGAGGAGGUUUUAAAGGAAGGAGUAGAUGGUAGUGCAAAGAGACAAUUACAUUAUUAAUUAUUAUCCGAAUGUCGAAGGGACAGUAUAUUCUGAGCCAAGAUAUCAGAGAUAAAGUAUAAGACAUUGACAAACGAAAACUUGAAAUGGACGACUAAUUAAGCCUUAAAAAAAUAUAACAGCGAAGCUUAUGUAAGAUUUUGUACGUAAAUUAUAAUUCAAUAAAAAACUUUUGUUAUU